Messenger RNA from Sander lucioperca (pikeperch), 2018 nucleotides. Its product is annotated as ras-related protein Rab-8B-like. NCBI's taxonomy places the organism in Eukaryota, Metazoa, Chordata, Actinopteri, Perciformes, Percidae. The record is from RefSeq and is a predicted model, not a curated record. The transcript has 8 exons. Gene Ontology annotation, cellular component: synaptic vesicle; endosome; trans-Golgi network transport vesicle. Gene Ontology annotation, biological process: Golgi vesicle fusion to target membrane; protein secretion; regulation of exocytosis. Bases 369 to 992 code for a protein of 207 amino acids. Gene Ontology annotation, molecular function: GTPase activity; GTP binding.
UGGCGAAGGCAUGACACGCCCUACUCUGCCUCUCAUUGGCUGCUACUCGUUUCUCUCGUUAAUUGGAUUGGUUGGUCUAGGCACGAGGAGUGAAAUUGGUUAGGGUAGGUAAGCCAAUCAGAGACAGAGUAAGGCGGAAUAGGGCGGGCCAUUGCCUUGCCAUCCUUUGCGUCAAUGCGCCAUCCUAGGAAACGUAUCCCUUAAACUCAAGAGUUAAACUACGUAGACCAUAAUGCAAAGUAGAAAAUGACAUCACUCAUCUCGACAUCGGUCUGCUGCCAGUCUGACAGCUGAGGAUUUCCAGACGGGGGAUACCGGCUCAGUACGGCCUUCUAUUAUCGAAACGUUGGAGUCUACAGUGUGUUUAAAUGGCGAAAACGUACGAUUAUCUCUUUAAACUGUUGCUCAUCGGAGACAGCGGAGUCGGCAAGACAUGUCUGCUGUUCAGAUUCAGCGAGGACUCCUUCAAUACCACCUUCAUAUCUACAAUAGGAAUAGACUUCAAAAUCAGAACAAUCGAGCUGGAUGGAAAGAGAGUCAAACUUCAAAUUUGGGAUACUGCAGGGCAGGAGAGGUUUCGCACCAUCACUACAGCUUACUACAGAGGAGCAAUGGGCAUUAUGUUGGUGUAUGACAUCUGCAAUGAGAAGUCCUUUGAAAACAUAAAAAACUGGAUUAGAAAUAUUGAAGAGCAUGCCUCGUCUGAUGUAGAGAAGAUGAUCCUGGGUAACAAAUGUGACAUGGCUGACAGGAGACAAGUGUCCAAAGACAGAGGUGAAAAACUGGCUAUUGAUUAUGGAGUUAAGUUCUUGGAAACCAGUGCAAAGUCUAGCCUAAAUGUAGAAGAGGCUUUUUAUAACAUGGGAAGGGACAUAUUACACAAUCUGAGCUCAAAGACAACUGACAACAAUGCCGGAGGAUCAGGCAAACCAGUCAAGAUCACCGAGAAAAAGUCAAAGAGGAUAAAAUUCUUCAAGUGUUCGCUCCUCUAGGGUGCUCACCUCUAGUGUUCACGACUCUAGCAUGACUUUGCUGUUUUGGCGGGCUUCUGCCUCCCGGGCAUCCUGGCAGCAGCGGCGGCAGCAGUGGUAAUAUUUGGAGGGCCAUAAUGCUAGCUGAAGCUCACGGGUUCAUAAGUGGUUGAGAUGUCUGAUCUGCUGACCAGAAGGGGAUCAAUGAGGAAUGAGGCCUGAUACUGUAUAUCCGCUCAUGCAAAAGACUUGUGCGUGAUCGUCAGCAUUGGUUUGUAGCUGGCCCUGCCCUGGUCUGCUCACAGGUGAUUCUGUUGGCAUUCAUAAUACCUCUGUUGGAUCUUAUGAAAAUAGACUUUAUUAAAUAUAGUAAAGUUCUGGAUAGUUGUCUUAUAAAUGGGGCACAUUCAGAUUCUUUCAUAAAUUGUAGCAUUGUUUUAUACACACUACAUAUUGUCAUCAUUUUACUAUGAUGAUGCUGUCAGAUAGACAUAUCAAGUCUCAGCAUUGAUUGUAUUUGUCUGUGUAAAUUCAUGUAUACUAAUAUGCCUAUAAUCUCUCCUGUUGCACUGGCAGCAUUUCUAUUUGUUCAUGUGUGCCUCGAAGGAGUCACAGUAUUGUGAUAGAAAAGAGAAAAAUAUGUAUAAAUAUAACCUACUGUCUUUUUUAAGAAACCUUAAUUUAUACAGGUUUCUGUGUCAAAAUGAAACUGUGAAAGGUUGUUUGUUUCUUGGGAGCUGUACCUAACUACAUAUUGUUAUGCGAUUGUCAGUAUUUGCAUGAAAGAUAUAGGGAUACCUCUGAGUGGUUCAUUAUUAAGCACAUUGCAGUAUUGGAAAAGAAAAUGUUUACAGACAAUAUUUGAAAGUGUCAAUUGUAUUUAGGAAGUUCAUGUUUUUGAUUGACUGAUGUGUAUAUACUUUAUUUUCACCUUAACAUGUAGACAUCCAACAUAAAAACACGACUGGGGAAAGCUGUAAUGUCAAUGAUUGUAAGCUACUGUACGUUACACCAAUGAAAGACAGUAAAGAAAUUGGAUCUUUAAAA